This is a messenger RNA of Chinchilla lanigera (long-tailed chinchilla), 13685 nucleotides long. RefSeq names its product diacylglycerol kinase, eta (gene Dgkh). The record is from RefSeq and is a predicted model, not a curated record. Gene Ontology annotation, biological process: lipid phosphorylation; intracellular signal transduction; diacylglycerol metabolic process. Lineage: Eukaryota; Metazoa; Chordata; Mammalia; Rodentia; Chinchillidae. Gene Ontology annotation, molecular function: protein binding; ATP-dependent diacylglycerol kinase activity.
AAAUGAUUUAUUACGUAGUGCAGUAAGUAUACCAUUAGAAUAGUAAUAACAUGAUUUUGACUUUGAUUCCAAUUUUGAUUUUGUGCCUCUAUGUCUUUAAGCAAAAGGACUAAGGUUAUUUUUUUAAGACACCAUAGUAGGUGUCAGUUUUAUCAUCUCAGUAGGUGUCUUUUUUACAUUACAUUUACUUUUUUUUUACAUUUUAACAUUAGACUUCUUGGUGACCAAACAGCCAGUUGGGGAUGAAGGCCAGUAUUUUGAUUAUUUUUCUUGUUUAAAAACAGAAAUUCCCAGCCACAUGUUCGUGUACAUAUAGAAUGACAUAUUUAUAGGCCAUAAGAACAGUUCAAGUUCGUUUUGUCUCGCUCCAUCCUUUGCUAAAGAAGACAAGUGUAGCUGGGAGGAAGUCCUUGUUGUAUCUAUGGCAGCAGUCUCCUGUCUUGGAAGAUUUAAACUAAGCAGCAUAUUUACAUUUUAAAGAACUUAAUCUACAGUGUAAUGUGCACUAUUAGGAUUGCAUACUGUUUCUUCUUAAAAAUUUUUAUUAGAACUGUCAGCUGUAACACAGAAAUCAAAUUGUUUUGGGAAUAAGACUGCAACUAGGAAAAAAAAUACCCAGAAUCUUGGUGUGGAGGAAAUUCAAAGGCCAAAUCAACUGAAUAGGAAAGGAAUGAGUAUUGAAGGGCAGAGACAAGAAAUGGAAUGCUUUAGCCAGGUGAAGUGAUUCUAGUCUGGCAGGGAAUUUUUAACACUAUUUAAAACACAGCUGACACCAUUUUGGAGUUUUUGGGAUAACGAGGUAUUCCUCAUUUGAGUAUCUUCUCCCCAGUGCUUCCCAUCUGCAGAGGCCCUUUGAUGUUGAGCAAGAACUACCCGCACGAAGGCUGCUGUUCCAAAUGCCCGCAAAACCAGCAGGCUAGGGACGUGUCCUGAGUGGUGGCUACAGCCUUGUGGAUGCCAUUUCUUCCUGCGGUAGUCCGAGUUCGGGAGUGGCUGUCUCAGGAUUUCCAGCGUGCAUGUGUGUGUGUUCGGACACUGGUGUUCAGAUGGUUCGGGUGCAUUGUUUUCUUCCAGACAGUCUCGGUUAGCGCUUCACCUUAGACAUUUCUGUAGCAUUCUGUCGCCCAGCGCUGCGUGUCCUCUCUUGUUUCUGCGCUCCUUCCACGCCCUUCCCAGUUUCCUGUUAGCCAAAGGCGAUCGCUCUUUCUGAACGCGAAGUUCUGAGCCGAGUUGAACCUCCCGGAAAAUGCUCCUCUCUUCCGCGUGCGCCGGAUGGGGGUGGGGGUGGGCCAGAAACGAAACACCUCGGUCGGGAAAGCCGAAAGGAUCCAAACCCCCAGGCAGGCCUGGAGAGGUACGGUCCCUGCAGUGGUGCUCAGGGUCCCGAGACAAAGUAGCGCCCGUCCAGCUGGGGUGGGGGUGGGGGUCAGAGGGGCCCUCUUUUCAGUUGGAACCCUGCGACUAGGCCCACGUAUGUGGGGAGACUGGGGCCCGGGGGGUGGCGGGUGCACCACAGGGAAUCUGAACCUUCUGGUUCCCUCCUUCCGAGGUGCCCUUCUUGUCCCUGCUGCCCCAAACCGCGGGAGCGGGGGCUGCGCAGGUUUCCUGCCCCCUGGCCCUCUCGCCCCUUCCGAGGACCCGACUGCCCGAUCCCUGUCACGCCUGUCCUCUCGGCCAGCGCUGCCCCUAGUCCGGACCAGUGUUAAAGAAGGACAACUACUGAAGCAAACAAGUUCUUUCCAAAGGUGGAAAAGGCGAUACUUUAAACUUCGAGGCCGAACACUUUAUUAUGCAAAGGACUCAAAGUCUUUGAUAUUUGAUGAAGUUGACCUCUCAGAUGCCAGUGUAGCUGAAGCAAGCACAAAAAAUGCCAACAACAGCUUCACGAUAAUCACUCCAUUCAGGAGGCUAAUGCUGUGUGCUGAGAACAGAAAAGAGAUGGAGGAUUGGAUCAGCUCACUAAAGUCUGUACAGACCAGAGAAGCUUACGAGGUGGCCCAGUUUAAUGUGGAGCAUUUCUCAGGGAUGCACAACUGGUACGCCUGCUCCCAUGCCCGCCCCACCUUCUGCAACGUGUGCCGAGAGAGCCUCUCUGGAGUCACUUCCCAUGGCCUGUCCUGUGAAGUGUGCAAAUUCAAGGCUCACAAAAGAUGCGCUGUGCGGGCAACAAAUAACUGCAAGUGGACGACUCUGGCCUCCAUCGGGAAGGACAUCAUGGAGGAUGAAGAUGGAGUUGCGAUGCCUCACCAGUGGCUGGAGGGCAACUUGCCUGUGAGCGCCAAGUGUGCUGUCUGUGACAAAACGUGUGGCAGUGUUCUUCGUCUUCAAGAUUGGAAAUGCCUUUGGUGUAAAACAAUGGUACACACUGCCUGCAAAGAUUUAUACCACCCUGUAUGUCCACUUGGCCAAUGUAAAGUAUCUAUCAUACCUCCAAUUGCACUGAACAGCACUGACUCUGACGGUUUCUGUAGAGCAACAUUUUCAUUCUGUGUUAGUCCUCUCUUGGUUUUUGUCAACUCUAAGAGUGGAGAUAAUCAGGGAGUAAAGUUCCUUCGUCGUUUUAAACAGCUGCUGAAUCCAGCUCAGGUGUUUGAUUUAAUGAAUGGAGGUCCUCAUUUAGGUUUAAGAUUAUUUCAGAAGUUUGACAAUUUCCGGAUUCUUGUUUGUGGAGGAGAUGGAAGUGUAGGUUGGGUUUUGUCAGAAAUUGAUAAGCUCAACCUGAAUAAACAGUGUCAGCUGGGAGUGCUGCCCUUGGGCACAGGCAAUGACCUUGCUCGAGUUCUUGGCUGGGGAGGUUCAUAUGAUGAUGACACCCAACUUCCUCAGAUACUAGAGAAGCUGGAGCGAGCCAGUACCAAAAUGCUGGACAGGUGGAGUAUAAUGACAUAUGAACUCAAGUUGCCCCCGAAGGCUUCUCUACUUCCUGAACCUCCAGAAGCACCUGAAGAAUUCUAUAUGACGAUUUAUGAAGACUCAGUUACAGCUCAUCUUGCAAAAAUCCUCAAUUCUGAUGAACAUGCAGUGGUCGUAUCAUCUGCCAAGAUACUUUGUGAAACCAUAAAGGACUUUGUUGCCAAGGUGGAGAAGGCCUACGAGAAAACGCUGGAGAACGCCGUUGUCGCGGAGGCUGUGGCUACCAAGUGUUCGGUCUUAAAUGAGAAACUUGAGCACCUGUUGCAAGCUUUGCACACAGAUUUCCAGGCUGCUCCCACUCUCCCAGGUGUGGGGACUGUCAUCCUGGAAGAAGACGUUGUGGAAUCUUCAAGUGAAGAAUCCUUGGGGGAAAGCAAGGACCAACUUGUGGAAGAUAUUACAAAACCUUCCGCCCAGAAAGCCGUCAAACCAAGGGAGAUAAUGUUACGAGCAAACAGUCUAAAGAAAGCAGUGAGGCAGGUCAUUGAAGAAGCUGGAAAAGUUAUAGAUGAGCAGACAGUUAUCUCUACUGAUUACGAUAGUGCAGAAACAGACGAAUCUAAAGAAGAAUCUAAAGAAGACUCAAGAGAAUCAUUAACUGACGUUUUGCCACCAGUUAAAGCUGCACCGCGGUCUCCAGAUGCUCGGGCAAGUCGUGGCCAUUCCCAAACUGAUUCUCUCCCUGGUCCAGCUGUGACAGCCACCAAAGAAAAUCUCCCUGUACUAAAUACUAGAAUAAUCUGCCCAGGUUUAAGAGCAGGACUAGCUGCCUCGAUUGCUGGGAGUUCUAUUAUCAACAAAAUGUUACUAGCAAAUAUUGAUCCUUUCGGUGCAACGCCGUUUAUUGACCCAGAUGUAGAUUCAGUAGAUGGAUAUUCAGAAAAAUGCGUUAUGAACAAUUACUUUGGGAUUGGAUUAGAUGCAAAAAUUUCAUUAGAAUUCAAUAAUAAGAGAGAAGAGCACCCUGAAAAAUGCAGGAGCCGAACUAAAAACUUGAUGUGGUAUGGAGUCCUUGGGACCCGGGAAUUACUACAGAGAUCUUAUAAGAAUUUAGAACAAAGGGUUCAACUUGAGUGUGAUGGGCAGUAUAUUCCUCUCCCUAGUCUUCAAGGCAUAGCAGUGUUGAACAUCCCUAGUUAUGCCGGAGGCACUAACUUCUGGGGUGGAACCAAAGAAGAUGAUAUAUUUGCUGCGCCAUCAUUUGAUGACAAAAUCCUGGAGGUUGUUGCAAUAUUUGAUAGCAUGCAAAUGGCAGUGUCAAGGGUCAUCAAACUGCAGCACCAUCGAAUAGCCCAGUGUCGUACAGUAAAGAUCACUAUAUUUGGCGAUGAGGGGGUCCCAGUGCAGGUGGACGGUGAAGCCUGGGUUCAGCCUCCGGGAAUUGUCAAAAUUGUGCACAAAAACAGAGCUCAGAUGCUGACAAGGGACCGAGCCUUCGAGAGCACUCUGAAAUCUUGGGAAGAUAAACAGAAGUGUGACUCUGGCAAGCAAGUUCUUCGAACCCAUUUGUACAUCCAGCAUGCUGUUGACCUGGCCACAGAGGAGGUGUCGCAGAUGCAGCUGUGCUCCCAGGCUGCAGAGGAGCUGAUUACCAGGAUUUGUGAAGCAGCCACAAUUCAUUGUCUCCUGGAGCAAGAGCUGGCGCAUGCUGUGAAUGCAUGCUCUCACGCACUGAACAAAGCCAACCCGUGGUGCCCGGAGAGUCUCACAAGAGAUACUGCUACGGAAAUAGCCAUCAAUGUGAAGGCGCUAUAUAAUGAAACAGAAUCUUUGCUAGUGGGAAAGGUUCCUUUGCAGCUGGAAUCUCCACACGAAGAGCGAGUCUCCAGUGCCUUACACUCUGUGGAGGUGGAGUUACAGAAAUUAAGAGAGAUCCCCUGGCUUUAUUACAUCUUACACCCCAAUGAGAAUGAGGAGCCUCCUAUGGACUGCACAAAAAGAAACAACAGAAGCACAGUAUUUCGCAUAGUGCCAAAGUUUAAAAAGGAAAAGGCACAGAAGCCAAAGACAAGUUCACAGCCUGUUCAGAAAUGGGGCACAGAGGAAGUUGCUGCUUGGCUGGAUCUGCUCAAUUUGGGAGAGUACAAAGAAACCUUCAUCCGUCAUGACAUCAGAGGGGCUGAACUUUUGCAGCUGGAAAGGCGAGAUCUUAAGGACCUGGGGAUACCGAAAGUGGGCCAUAUGAAGCGAAUUCUCCAGGGAAUUAAAGAGCUUGGAAGGAGCACCCCCCAGUCUGAGGUGUAAUCAAAUUGGUGCUAUUCCUUGGAAGAGAAGUGAUUGAUACUUAAUACAAAAUUCUUGGAAGCAAUUGGCUGUUCUUGUAGGUUUCUGCGUAGAUAAGUAAGCACCACUGAAGCACCUCUGUGGCUUAAUAUUUUUCUGUGGGUGAAAAUUUUAAUUUGAGGUAGAAGAAAAUAUUUUUGUGCCAGAAAUACAUUCCAUGAAGCCAUUUUCUUAUUGUGCAAACCUGAUAUGUUUAAAUGUGUUCACAAUAGUUUUUAAAAAUAGGAAUCUGAAAUUAUUACAAAGUCUAAAAGGUGGAAUUGCUGUUUACUUCCUUUGACACCUGGUCUUACAGAAGGUUCUUCCUGUGCAACCGCAUCAUAGUAUGUGGAUAAAACUUCUUAAGUUUCAUUAUUGGAGGCACUGACUUCUUUAAAAUCUUUGGUUAGGAGACAAGAUAAAAAUUAAAUUAUGUUUUCAGUGUUAAAUGGUAUCACCUCAGGUUCCCAGCCCUCACUGGUCAAAGAAUAUGGUUAAACAAACCCAUCGUAUAUUAUAAAUGAUGCAAAUCUUAUUGCACGGUGUUCCUGCCUGAAUUGUCUUUCCUUUUCUUGCAUGUCAUAUAUAAUACUGUAAUACUUUAUAUCUUUAAUGUCAGUUUUAAUGGAAUUUAUUUAUUACUUCCCAAGUACCUUUUUGUUGGCUAAGGGCAGUACACUUUUUUGUUCUUUAAUGUGGAUUUUUGCAGAUAGGUGUAUAUCCCUAAGACUCAGUAAACUAGUGUCUGUGCCAUAAUCAACAACUUGUAUACAUCUUGUGUGGCCAGUUUUAUUUCAGUCUAUCACAAACUGUAGGUGUGCACAGUAAGAAAAUUCUGUGGGUUUUUUCAUAAACUUACAUGCUCUUUUACAUAACAGAAUGUACUUCAGUUUUCCAAACCACAUUUCCCACAUUUUAUCCCUCUUUUUUUCAUUUCAAUUUAAUUAUUAUAUUCUGUUUGACUUUAAAAUAGACUGUUGCCAUCUAGGUAUUGUCCAAGAUCUCAGCUGAAGUUUGUACACUGAUUGGUCACCGAAACUUACCCAGUAGCUACAGUGAUUUCUGACAUGAACCUCCUAAUAGAAGGAAUUUAAAUUUCUUCUAAAGGGCUUUGUAUUAUUAUUAUUAUUAUUAUUUUAUGUAAUUUUUUAUAUUCUGUCUGGUAAAAGCUAUUUCCUUUUUCUAAACCACUGUGUGGCAGUAUUGCUCCUUAAAAGUCAACAUUACAAUGAUCAAAUAUUUGAAAACCAAAGGUAUCAUAUCAAAAAUUCACAAAAAUAUCCUUAAAGAUUUCUUUAGUCAUUGUAUGCCAAGAAAUUAUAAUAUUUUAAAAUGUACUGACCAAGUGAUGACAAUUUUCUGUAGCCUGGUAGGUGCUCGAUACACAGAUGCACAUAAAUGUGUAUAUGCACAUACAUACACAUAUACAUGUGUAUGUAUAGACACAUUUAUGUACAUAUGAUAUUGAGACAUAAUAACAUCACUAGUAUUUUCUAGAUAAUUAUUUUGCCCAAUGUUUAAAGAGAAAUAUUGUUAAACAUAUAUUUGACAGUUAAUUCUAGUUUAUUGCUUGACUCUUUAAUUACCAAUAAAAAUCACAAAUUUUAGAUAUCUUAAAAAUAAAUGAAGGCUAGGAACGUAGCUGAAUGGUACAGCACUUGGCUAGCAUGCCUGAGGCCCUGGGUUCAGUCCUCAGCAGCACAAAACAAAUGAACCUACUGGGUUUCUACUGGGUUUGAUUAUUAUAUUUUACUAAAGUUCUAGACAAUAAGAAAUUUGCUAAAGGCAGUUUAUAUCAAGUAGUUUAAAAGGAUAAUGAUCUACUCAAUAACUUUAAUUUUGUCCACACCAGUGAAGGCAAAAGUCUUUUUCCAGUCCUUUUACAGUCCCCACCCAACAUGUGGUCCUGUUCUGAGUACUUUCCUAUAAAGUCAAAAUACCAGGUGCCAGAUUUCCAGAGCUCUUCUGAGAUUUCAGAUCCCUGUCCAGCCUUUAGGAAAAGCACAGGGUAAGCGGGGGAGGAACUGUAAUAUAAAGAAUUUAUUAAUAUGAAAAGCUUUAUUGAUUUUUGCCUUUCCCAUACCCAGGUGCCAAUAGAAAAGAUUCUUAAACUAUCAUGUUUUCUGAAUUUAAGAGUGUGAUAUAAAUGGUUGGAUUUUUUGUUUGUUUGAUAUCUUUUUACUCUUAGGUAACUUCUUUAAAGUCUCAGUUAAUGAAAAUUAAAUUUGCUAGAAUUUUUCUAAAAUAGCCUUUUUGGAUGAAAAAAAUCAUUUAAAAUUACAAUUUGAGUAUUUUUGUUGUUAAGUGAGAGCUGUUUGUUCUGUGAGCUUUGUCUGCAUGUGUUAUUGCAGGACUCAGAUGCCUUGUUGCUACUUGUUUGCCAGUAUGGUGCCCUUAGCCCCCUGUCAGUGUCAUGGGGAAGUCAUCCACUUAUCCAGAUAGAGUUCAGAAACCUGAGGUAGGAAUUGCUCCUGCCUGGGAUCACAUCAGCCUGGGGUGUGCAGAUGAGGCCUCAGGGCUGCAUAUCGUGGCUGUAGUUGCCAUCUCUUCUUCCCUUAGGCUGUCCCAGGCCUGGAUGAUUGGGAUGUAGGCUGGAGAAUCACAGCCAAAGUCCACUUCCUUUCACUUUCUUUUUCCUGGAAAAAAAAAUCUUGCUUUUUAAGAAGGAAAAGUACAUUGCCUAAGUAAAAUUCCAGAGUACUCAAUAUUUCUCUUCAUUGUUUGUCCAUUUCCCUUUCUGAGUGUCUCUCCUGCUUCCUGCCUUUUUAUCUUUCCACAUGCCCUGGGCAGUAAUCAACAGCUGCUCAGAUUCUCCCUCCCUCCUAUCCUUUCCCCGUCAACUGCCACCUACAAAAUGACCCCCUUUGUGUCUUCCUACCGUAAAGGGGUGUUUGAGCUAAGCAUUAGGAAGAAAACCAUUUAAAUUAACUUUAUAUGAGCAUGUUAUAAAAGAAUAAUUGCUGGAUAAUCCAAGUGAAUUGAUGGGUUAGAUCAUUUGGAGAUUGUGACAUAUAUUUCUCUGGCUGAGAAGCAGUAACUCAUGAAUGUCUAGGUUUCUGCUGUAAUAUCAUAGCCACCAGCCUCCUAUGGCUCUUUAACUAGCAAUUUCAUUUCUCAGUUACACUUGCCACAGCAGCUAUAAAGGGCAACAAAUACAGAACAUUGCCUCCACUGCAAAACUUCUAUGGGACAGCAUAAAUCUAGAAUAUCAUCACUACACAAGAGGUAGUCCAUGGGCCACCAACAUGAAUAUCACCUGGGAGGUUAUAGAAAGGCAAAAUCUCAGGUCUGCUCCAGGAAUAUCGAGUCAAAACUCUGCUUUCAAAGGGUUCCUUAGACAAUUACCACUGGCAUACAUCCAUUUUAUCCUUACUAGACUUAGGAAUUGAGGUCUUCAGAGGUCCCUGCAAGAGCUUGCUCCUCAGGGCACUGUUCUAUCAGUUCUCUCACUAAUCCUAGAAAUAAGAUGAAGCUCAUUCAUCACCACAGAAGUUUUCUUCUCAAUCUUUACCCCUAAUUCUAGUUUUAGAUGGGCCCUCCCUACUCAGGAGUCUUAUUUCGGUAGCUAGGGUGGUUUCCAGGGGAUUGGCUGACCGACACAGCAGGCCUCUCUCCAGUCCCACCCUCAGCUCUAAGCAACUAACAGUCCACAUUCAUUCUGUCUGUUGUUCAUGCAGCGUAUUCACUUCUCCGUGAUUUUGGUUCAGAAGAUUUCAGAAGGCUGUGUACUGAGAUAAGUAAACACUGGUCAGUCCCUUGCAACUCGUACAUUUUCAUUUUCGCUUAUCAGUAGAUUAUCUCGUUGACAUAGUUCAUGCUUGAGGACACAUAGCAGCGCACACAUCAAAUGAUCAUUGGGCAUGCAGGGGGGGGGGAUCCAGUUGAUUACAAGUGAAGUGAAUAUGUCCCUGAAGUCCUCCAAGUACGCACGUUUUGCUAGAUUUGAAUGUUUUUCAUAUGCUAACUUAUCUUGAUUUCACAUAGUUAAUAAUUCCUUAAAAUAGUGCUUGAAAACAGUGGUUGGCUCCAAUGCAGUUUUUUAAAUUCUUCAAUUAAUAAGAGCUUUUGCAAUGAGUUAUUGUCAGGAACCCUUCGCUUAAUAAUUUUUACAUACUGAUAUGAUUUAUCCAAACAUAACUGCCUAGAGAAUCUGUAGUUGUUUUUUAUGAAUAAAGAUUUUAGACUUCCAGGACUACUUUAAUAGGAACCUAACAAUGAAAUGUCCAUAUAAAGUAUCACUAAGAAAAUUAUGGGAGUUCCUUCUAUACCUCAUUUGUAAAGUAAAUCAUCUACUAUCUGUAACUGGACUAACAGUGUAGUGAAUUGUCGUGUUCUAAGGCUAUGAAUUUUUUAAUUAAAAGUAUCUUUUAACUUUGGCAUCAAGGAUGUCUCACCACUUUCCAAGGCAAAUUCAUCCACAUCUUUCAGAUACACGUUGGAUAGGGUUUACAGUUGAGUAAUACAAGUGACAAUUUUAAAACACCAGGUUCUCCCUAGCACAAGGAAGAGAGAGAGAGGAGAAUGUUUGGAAUGGAAGUGUGACCAGUGUGCUUAGCUUCCCUUGGGGUUCACGUUGCUUGGUUUCCACGCUCCUCCUCUCGCUCCCCACUGCGCGCGCAGGUCUUUUUGUCUCUGCUGUGGCAACUCUUGACUGACUGCGUGGCAAUGUCUGUCACAACAGCAGUGUGAUGCCUUUGCAGCAGAAUGCCUUCCUGAACAGGCAACCCAAACCGUAUGUAUCAAGGUCAUGUUAUUGGUUUCUAAAACAAGCAAAGCAUCCAUUUUUUCUUCGUUACUGUUUUCUCUGUAUUUUUUCCAAGUUUUGUUUAGGGACAUUUAUGUGAGAAAGGAAAAAAACUACAAAAGUUUAUUACUAAAGAGAACAAAAAUCAAGAGACAGCUGGCCUGUACCUAUUUGUAUAAUUAUUCCUGGUAUUUUCAGGAAAAGAAGUUUAAUAGAGUAACUGAGACCACAUUAACUCAGUAGCAAUGUUUAGGAUAAAUUCCAUAUUAUAUAAUAUAGUUGAACAAUUCCUUUUAUGCUACUAAGAUGUUUUAUUUAUUUACCUACUCCUAAUUUUUUUAUCUAUUUCCAAGUUUUAGUUGGAAAAUACAAACCAAGCCACUACUUAAAACUCUUAAAAACACCACACAAAAUAUUUUAACUUUAGCUACAAGUUAUUUAUUCUGUAUAGGAAUUUAUAGUCUGGGUAUUUCGUAGUAACUAUAUUUCAAUAUAAAAUAACCAAACCUAACAGAACAUAGUGGCUUUUAAAAUGCAUUAAAAUAAAGGAUUACAAUACUCAUUUGAUACUGCUAUUAAAGUAGGACAGUGCAGUUGGGUGUACAAGCUAAAAAGAAACAAGAAUAUAUUUUGUGGCCCUUGAUGUUUGAUUGCACUACUAUUUCACACAGCUUAGCCGUAUCUAUUUCUGUACUCUUUUAAGUAUUAAGCUAAUAUAUAAAAAUUUCUUACAGUUCUGGUAACUGGUAACUAAUGCUGUGCAAAGUUUUAUUGUUGUAACAUUCCCUGUUUUGUGAGUUAUAUGUUGUAUAUUGAUGAUGACUAGUAAAUUGGAGUAAUAUAUUUAUCUAAAGCUGGAAAAAUAUGAUAAUUAUUUUCAAAUCUUCCAGUAAAUAGUAUCAGAUUUGUUUCUUUCUCUUGAGAGAUGAAAGUCUCACUUUUAUGUUAACAUGUCUAUUUAUAAAACAGGUUUCUCCUUUUCUGGUGUUAUUAAUUUUCAUAUUAAAAUGUUUCUUAUCUUUUUAUACCAAAAUAAUUAUCAUGCUGGCUAUUCAGACUUCCAAGUUGUAUUUUAGUUUGCAGAAAUUUUGACAGAUAAAAUGUUUAAUAACAAACAAAUAUAAAAGCUUUGUAUAUUUUGUGGCUUUAUGAGCAAGAAUUUUACCUUUGCACUUCUCUAUGUGAGGCAGUGCUGAUGUCAGCAUAGUUAACCAUAGGCAGUAUUACUUAUAAUCAUUAGAAGGUUUUCACAAGUUGUAUAAAUGAGUGCAUUUAUUUAUUGUAUUGUGAGAUUUAAUCUUUAUACAAAAUGCGCAUUCUGGCUCUUUUCCUUUUUACUCUUGUUGCCUAGAAUGUAAUAGUUCUGUUAAUGAUUUACUUAUAUACUUGAAGUACUCAUUUCUGUCAAACAGAUGCCCUGUUUUUUCCUUGUAAAAAAAUACUUUUUACUAGCAUAGGUAACUGAGCAGUUAUAGGGACUUUGUAAGAAAAAUGAUUUUUAUAUCUAAAAUAAAUAUCAAAAAAGCAUAAAACCAAAAGAAAUCACCAAUAUUAAGAAGUUAAUGUACCCAAGAAAGUCAUUGUGAUACAUUUUGCCAAUGUAUGUCUUCACUUUGUAACUUUUUUCCUGUGAUGAACCUUCAAUUCAUGUCAAAAAUUUCCAUAAUUGUACUGCUAAUAUGGCAUUUAAAUGAAAAUUAAGAAUCAUGAAUCCCUAAAAAUACCACAUACCUCUUCCAGCUCUGGGUUCCAACAUAUAUUUGCAUUUUACUCUGGGCUACUGCACACAGAUAGUAACUGGGAUGGGUAAUGGUUAAUUUGUUUCUGUCAGAUAAGGCAAUGAGAUUUUAAUUGAGUCUUGAGUCAUUUCUAAAUAUAUUCUCAAUUCAAGUGUUUGAAAGGCUACAAAUUUAAAACAUAAUGGCAUAUCAUACCACACAGAAUAAAGGAAGGAAAAAAGUUCUUCCAACUUAAUAUGAAGCAAUGUGAUGUAACAAAAAACUUGAACAAUCCCUAUUUUCCACUAGACUAAAUGUGAGCUACGUAAGAAUUAUAUUAGAUUAAUAAUUAAUUGACAAUAAUUUUAUAUUUUACUGUUUCACAAGCAAUUGGUGGAAAAAAUGAAAAGAAAUGGAAACAUGUAGAAAUUACAGGAAAAAAGCUUGAGUUGGCAUUUUAGCGGAUGUGAAAACAAAGAGCAUGAGUGUGGACUGGAUAUCUUUCAUUUUAUGUUAUAGAAACAAAAAGCACAUAUGAGAUAUGUUAAGCACAAUACCACAAAACAAAAUGAAAAAGAGUACAAUGCUAAAGUCUGAGAAUUUAUCUAGAUCUUAUUACAAUAAGCAAUGAAUUCAGGGAGCUGAUUUUGCUGUUGAAAUUUAGAAAUCAGUUAAGGAGACACCUCUGCUGACUUAGUCAUUCAAGACAUUUGAUGUACCACACACGUGUUUAUUACAUGGGGCAGUUGUCUGUGCUUUCUCAGUUUAGUGAUAGCUAUAGGAAGAACUAGUCAGAAGCUUUAGGAAAAAAGCUGUUUCCUUUAAAAUAAAAGAACUCUGGUGAAUGUAUAUCAUACUGUCCCAUAUAGAUCAAAGGGAUUUUCAUGAACUUGCUAAGCCUUGAAAUGUAGCACAAUAUAAUCCAGAGCUCCUGUAGGGUCCCUUCCCCUCUGAAAUGUUGGAAUUAGAAAAAGGUACAAAGUUGUAUGGCAUAAGGAAACAGACUGAAUUGGAAUUCAUCAGCGUGGCAUUUUGACCUAUUUUAAUGGGACAACUUUAUGAUUAUUCCAGAAUGAUUUGGUACAGUGACAGGAAGAAAUUAUUUGCUUGAGAAUUUGCUUCCUAUGAUGACCUGAUAUACAGAUGACCUUAGAAUAAUUAAAAUUAAUUAUCACUUUUAUUAGAACCUUCCCUGUUUACAGAAUUCAGUUGUACAGCCAAGUUUUAAUACACGUAAUGAUGAAGGUGAAAGCUGUAAACUGGAAUAGUUCUUUCGUUUUCUCUUCUUGGAAAGAUUUUGAAAGGUGACACAGUUUUUAUGCAACAUUACAUAAAUUAUGUUCUGCCACGAAACACAUGAACUAAGAUAAUGGAGUAAAACAAAUGCUUAAUAAAAUCUUGGUUUUGAAUUGUGCAAAUUUAAAAGCAUUUUGUCUCUCAGAUGUAUAUAAAAUUUCCCAGUAUGCAGUUGCAUAUUUUUCAUUUUUUACCAUUUCCAAAACUGAAUUGGCAUGUCAUGUUCUGUGUCAAUUACUUGAAAUAAACUGAUAAUUGUAUUACCUUGGUCUAGGCAUAAAACAGACUUUAACCCUUCUCUUUUAUGCUUUGGCCAUAGCUUUUCAGCAAACAGCUUUCCAAUUUUAAUGUCUCUCACACAAAUUUCCCUUGUCAUCUCCUUGUUAAAAAUAUAAGUAGGCGUUUUUUUCUUUAUUGAGUAGCAAACUAACUCUUUAGCAAAGUGGGGAAGAAUCUUUGUACCCUUGCCUCUCCUCACCAUUCAGGAACCUUACUUUCCACUGACCUUUUGUAAUCCAAGAAUUUGAAUCUGCCCAAGAUGUAGUGCCUUGGCAUAAUCACAUGCCAUAGAACAACUCAUUUAAGACUCAGUUCAAAUUUAAUUUCCUCUGAAGCCCUACCUGAUAUAUGUAGGCAGGUAUAUCAUCCAUGCUCCAUAGUAUGUUGAAAGUUUUUAUGUAAGCCGGGCAUGGUGGCACAUGCCUGCCAUCCCAGCACUCAGGAGGCUGAGGCAGAAGGGUUUGCUGUGAGUU